Nymphalis io (European peacock) is the source of this 3991-nucleotide messenger RNA. RefSeq names its product ubiquitin-like protein 3 (gene UBL3). The record is from RefSeq and is a predicted model, not a curated record. The coding region runs from base 332 to 703 and encodes 123 amino acids. NCBI's taxonomy places the organism in Eukaryota, Metazoa, Arthropoda, Insecta, Lepidoptera, Nymphalidae. The transcript is spliced from 4 exons.
GAGGGGAACCAGUAACCAUCUCUCGCCAUUUUCCGUCAACCUCAAUCAAGUUAGCUUCUGUCAGUCGCUGUGUUUGUGUGUUGUGAUAUGAAAAAUUAUUUGUACCGAUGAAUCUCAAUGGGAAAUCGUGCUAAUUACAACGCCAAAAGAUGGCUCGGUUAUUGUGUUUGUGGUUUUAAUGCGACGUUCUAUCAGUGAUGAUGGUCGAGUGAUUGAUAAAGUGAAGUGUUUUGUGUCGUAUGCUGGGCUGCCGCAGCAACAUUGAGCUCCUUUCUUUGGAUAAAUCGUCCCCAAGACGACGUCGGAUAAAAGGACUGGAAGGUGACGCACCAUGUCGGCGAAAAACAUUCCAGGAGACAAGAUCAACCUGCGAUUAAUCCUCGUGUCUGGCAAAACAAAGGAGUUCGUGUUUAGCCCGGUCGACUCAGCCGGCGACAUAGCAGUUCACGUUUACGACAACUGGCCUGAAGCGGACUGGGCGACGGAGUGUGUCUCCCGUGCUGAGAUCCUGCGGCUCAUAUACCAGGGCCGCUUCUUGCACAGCUCGGUGACCCUCGGCGCGCUCGGCCUGCCGCUCGGACGCACGACCGUCAUGCACCUCGUGCCGCGCGAGCAUCUGCCCGAGCCGAACUCACACGAUCAACGACAAAAGAGUAAAGGUGGCUCGAGCAGUUGUUGUUCGGCAUCGUGCUGCAUAUUGUAAUGCGUGGUGCGAGCGAGGCGACGAGAGCGCGAGCGGCGGGUGCGAGCGGGAGGGAUGAUUCGCGGCCGGCCGGACUAUGUGUUCACACUCAGUGAUGUAGAGUCAGGAUUCCAUUCGCCCUAAUUAAUCUAGUGUAACGUAACCUUUAUGAUGACUUGUGAUGUUUUUAAAAGACUCGCCUCUAUUCGAUAAGAUGUAACACUUAGAACACUAUUAUCAUUUAAUUUAUUAUUUCGUAACGAUUUGCGAGCACAUUUCGUUCUGUCGUUCGUUCGAGCACAUGACGUAAACUAAAAAUUUGUACGCACACCGCGGGCCUCUUAAAAAUAUCGCAAGCUGGACGGUUAGGAAUUUUUCGUCGUCACAGUGAAAAUUAAUUCAGGUAUAGCUUUAAAAAGCUAAUCUAUCUCACCGCGUUAUUUAUAGUUCAUUAUAGAAUUACCGCGCUGCCGAAAUAAUUUUAAAUCUAGUAGUUAUACGGGGUGAGAUAACGACGCCUCGGAUAUCGUUGGCCAGCUCGCUGCUGGUCGAAGUUCGACAAAUCAUUAGUAUUAUAAUUUAAGCCAUCUACAUGAAUUUAUAUAAUGUUACUUCGGAUAUAUUUAAAUUGAAAAAAAAUAAUAAAAUAAAAAUAAAUAUGAAACGAAAAAUUAUCGUAGCGGAACAGUGGAGUUUGUAAAUUAAUCUCGUUUGCAAUGUACAUAGUAUAUAAUAACAUUACCUAAGGGGAAUGUAACGGGCUAUAUAUUUACUUUGUGAUAAGUUCGCAAUAUUCGGAUUGGAAUGUUUUUAUUAUUAUUAUUAUUAUUAUUAUAUAUAUAUAAAAGAAACCCUAUUUACCGCGCUAGAUUUAGCUUUUAAAUUCGCUGGCUGGCAGCAUGUUUGAAAUUUAAACCGUAAACACACGGCGACUGUCUGACGUUAAAAUUUUAGUAUUAAAGAAACGGUUAGAUAUCUUCAGUGGCCGCUAUCGACUUAAUUAUUAUGUGUGCUGAAUAUAGGAAGCGAACACAUCAGCGCGACAACAAAAAGUUUUAAAAGCUCCAGUCACACCUGUCCAACGCAGCGGAUUCAAAGUAUCUUCGUUAGUUAUCACGUUUAGCCGCGCAUGUGUGGCGAUAGCUUUAUAUCAGCUUCGCUCGAGCGCGCAAGUGUGUUCUGUCCUAUCGGAUAUCGUCACUUCCACUGUACAUUGUCUCCUAGCGUUACCAGAACCGAUGACUAUUGUAAAUAAUAUAACUUACAGAGCUUCUUAUAUAUUUAAUUUUUCAUCACAUUAUUUUUUUAACCGAUUCCAUCGAAAAGGUCUUUUUUAUGAAUAAAAUUAUUUAAUGUCAAUAGUUAUUGUAAAAUAUUUAUUUAAAAUACUGGUGCUUUAUAGACAUUGUUAAAAUUAUAUAUAAUUAUAUUCGUUAAUGCCAUUUGUCAUUAUCGGAUAUCGAAAUUUCAUUUUCGUUGGCUUACGUGAGACUUUUCGAUGGAAUAGGGUUUAUGUACCGAGAUUUUAUUUUUACCGGCGUUUUAUUUACUUAGCUUUAGAUAUUAUUUUAUAUUUGCUUAAGUAUGAGUUGUCCGAUUAAAUUUGACUCUUUUUUUUAUUUUAUAAUUGUUUAAAUUUUCGAUGAGAAUUCGUUGAAAUUUUAGCUUUUAAAUUCAAUGAUCCAUCCUGUCGUUUUAUUAUGAAGAUGCGAUAUAUUUUUGUGAUAUAGUACAAAUAAAAUUAUUUACACAAUACGACAUAUUUUGGGCGAGAAAAAAUUCUUAUCGAGCAGUAUUAUAGUGAAGCUGAUUUAUAGUUUUCGAGACGUAGAUUGUGUCACGGGGCAGAGUGUCGAGUCCAAAGUAAUUUGUACGAAACGAAUGAUGCAGGACGUCGGUUAACUAAUUAGUAUCGACUACGCUGUUUUCCGAAAUAUAUACCUAUUGAUUUUCAACCAAAUUUGUUAAGCCAUUUAUUGAAUGAGAUUAAUUUGUACAAAUUAAAUUGGAAUAACUCAUUGUGUCAGUACAUUUGUUUAUGAACGUUGACUGAAUAAAAAAAUCUUGCCAACUUCGAUACAACGAGAACGGAACGACUCGCUCAGUGAACGAAUGUCUUGACACUCGCGCGCCUCUCAUCCGUUGGCGAAUGAAUGAUUUAUUUUAAUUUGGUUAAUCUGUUUAUUUUUGUGUAUGUAUUUUGUUAAGUUGUGUAAAAUACCUAGUUAUAAUUAUAAAUAAAUCUACAAGGUCAUACGCAUGUUUUAUUUUUAUUUCGCUUUACGUCAUCCUUUGUAUAUAGAUGUCGCUUGAAUUUGAGUUCAUUUAGCUUUUUGAUGUAGACGGAUGUGACGUCAGACGUAGGUGAAUCGCAACGAGGUGAUAUCGUAGGCCGGAUACUUUGAUGUCUUCACUGUACUUUAAUAUCUUCAUAGAUAAUAGAUAAUUUUAAUCGAAUUAUUAUAAGUGUUUAUACCGCACGCUAAGUAAGCAGGCGAGGUCACUGCCGUUUCAAUGAUUAUAAAACUAUUUCAACUUUUCUUUACACAUAGAACGUGAUCUUGAGAUUAGAAAUAUUAUUCUAGGAAUGUUAAUUAUGUUUCAAAAAUGAUUAAUGAAAAUAAAAAUUAUAUCUUCCUAAUAGAAAAUAUAAAAUCACUAAUUAAUAAAAAUGUAAAAAACGUAAGUUAUAAUAUUGAAAAUAAAGUCUAAUCAAAAAUGAUAAAACCUUUUAAUUUUAAUAUUUAGUGGAUACCAUUUUUUUAUUUGCUGAAAUGGCAGUGAUGGUAACGGCGACGGCCGGUGACGAAAUGUAAAUAACGAUGUCUUUUUAUUUAGUCAAAUAUAGAGUAACAAAUUAGCUUGAUAUUUUUUAAAACCGUUGUAUGUGAAAAAUAUCAUUCGAUAAUGUUUGUUUUGUUCAUUUGGCAGAAUACAACGGAUUUUUGCACCAUGUUCGUUUUUCAAAUAGUAUCUAUGUAGUUUAAAUUUUCAAAGGACGUCGCCACAUACAACGGUUAAUAACUGUAAUAAAUUCCAAAUACUAGGUGUCACUGUGUAACAGGUUUACUUCGUACAUAAUUAUAUACUUGUUAAUAUUAAAAUUAAUGAUUAUAAAGAUGUUAAUUAAUUGAAACUUUGGUUGGUUACAAAAUUAUAUGCGUCUUCGAUAUUUCAGGGUAGAGUCGCUUCGAGUCGGUUUACGUUCGUAUAUGUGUAGAUAGACUUUUGUAAUCGGACGACAUUAUAGGUUGUAAAUUGUUUGAAAGAUUGAGUUUCGAUGGGGUCAAAUAAAAUUUUAAGAAUGUA